This is a messenger RNA of Synchiropus splendidus (mandarinfish), 998 nucleotides long. RefSeq lists its product as uncharacterized. The record is from RefSeq and is a predicted model, not a curated record. Bases 81 to 710 code for a protein of 209 amino acids. NCBI's taxonomy places the organism in Eukaryota, Metazoa, Chordata, Actinopteri, Syngnathiformes, Callionymidae. The transcript has 2 exons.
CUCUGGUAGUGAUGGUGUAUAGCUUUCUGUUUUGACUACGAACCAGACACAGUGAGGCCAGAUUCAGGGCACUUUGGUCCAUGAUGGAAGAAGCGGAAGUGCAAGGAGCUGUAAGGCCAAAAAAAAUGCAAGCCCAGCAACAUGCAAGUGCAGACGACAGAAAACAGAGAAGCGACUCUGGAGGGAAAGCGUCCGGUAACAAAAAGUCAAAUUUCAAACCCAAGGAGAGCAACAUUAGACCAAACCUAGCUAAUGCUAAUGCGAAACUCAGAGCCCAGCUAGCAGAAUCGAAGCGUGAGCAGUAUAAGCUACAAUGCAGGGAGUACAUGGCCAAGAGAAGAGCCGGCGAGUUCAAGUUCCACCUGAAGCAGCUUCAUGGUAAGUACUCCUUCUCCGUUUUGGAGUCUGAGAGAACCAUCCUGGAGCUCAAGGAGCAGCUGGAACAGGCUCGCAACGAAAACCUGAUCAGUCAGACGGAGAACGAGGAGUUGAAGAAGAACAACAACCUGUUUGUUGAAAUGCUGGAGAAGGAGCAAGCAGAAAACAAGAACAUGGCAGCCAGAAUGGAGAAGACGGAGGAGCUGAAGGUCGAGCUGGAAGAGGCAAUGCAGAGAAAGCAGAAGGAGUGGACUCAGAAAUCUGCCUGCCUCAACACUAAAAUGGAAGAACUUGAAUUAAAAUUACAGGAGUUAUUGAAGAAGCGAGGCUGAGUUGAUAAGAAAAGGAUCAGCCUUCAUACCGACUCAGGAUUAUUGAUCGAUUGAAGGUCCAUCACAGGAGUUGAUAAGCUAAAUGAGAAGCCCAACAAUCCACCACACCACUGGUCUGAACACUGACGCGAGGAUCCACACAGAUCACCCGUUUUAUCCUGAAUGUGUUCCUGUGUUAAGUGUGUCACAGGAUUGAUUUCCACCAAUGUUCUUCCCUACACUCACAAUGUUGGUAUUGUACCAACUGUGCAACACAUUUUUGUUGAAUCUAUGUCGGAAUAAAGACGA